Molecule: messenger RNA, 2347 nt
Organism: Toxotes jaculatrix (banded archerfish)
Lineage: Eukaryota; Metazoa; Chordata; Actinopteri; Toxotidae
Gene: ccdc62
Product: coiled-coil domain containing 62
Exons: 13
Coding region: 380-1786 (468 amino acids)
Source: RefSeq, a predicted model, not a curated record
UUGUGAAUUCAGUUUAAAAAAAACAACAACGGGCACUUCCGCCGGGGUUAUUGUCCGAUCCCUGUUUUCCUACUUCAGCCAUUUACGUUCGAAAAGUUGGCUCAACUUUCCGAGAAGCUAACAUGAACUAGCCGUUUCAGCGUUAGUAGAGAGUUUAUAUCUAACUAAUGAUGAUUAAAACGACAUUUUGCGUGUGUUGAUAAAGACAUUAUACAACAGCGUGUGGCGAUGGAAGAGCUUGUGGAAAAGCAUCGCCCUGUUUCCCCUUUUCACAUGAAACUUCAGCUGAGCUCCGGCACAGCUCUCAGAUUAAACAGUUUCAGGAAAAUGGUGGAUUCAGCUGGAUGUUAGUCAAAACUCUGCGCUAACUAGCUUCAAGAUGGCAGAGAGGACCCAUCCCGUCCCAGCAGACACCCCCUGUCCCCGCAGCUGUCUGGACACUGAGUUUGCUGUGAAUGACCUGAGCGGCUCCACCAUCCAGAGGCAGAGGAGGGAGCUCCAGCUGCUGAUGGCUGAGCUGAAGGACAGGGACAGGGAGCUGAACAGCAUGGCUGCUUCCCAUCAUAAGCAGUUUCACGCCUGGGAGCAAGACCGGCAGAGGUUACUCACCCUGGAGCAGAGGUGUACCCGUUUGGAUGACGAGUUGCAGAAGCGUAAUGAGGUGAUCCGAGUCCUGACGAAGCGUGUGUGGGUGGUGGAAACCAGGGAGGAGGAGGUUCAGAGGGAGCUCAGCGCAGCUCGACAGCAGCUCAGUGAGCUUGAACAGAAACAGCAGCACAUCAGCCAAAGGUGUCAAGACUUUGAGGAGAAGAACCAGAUCCUCAGCUCCGCGCUCACGUCUCUGUCCACUCAAGUCGGCUCUCUGCAGGUCAGGGAGGAAGAACUGAGUUCCAUGCUCAAACUCAAGGAUAAAGAUGUGACUGAGGCUUCUAGUCAAAUACUGGACCUCACAGGACGCCUACGAGUCCUGGAGACGUCGUUGGCGGAGAGUCGCUCACACGAAACCAAGAUCCUGAGAGAGUUAGAGGAAAAUAAACGGCGUUACAGAGAAGCAAGACACAACGUCACACUCCUUAAAGAGGAGCUGCAGCAGCAGAUAACUCAGAGCAGCACUCAGAGAGAGGAGAUCAUCCGGCUCAAACAGGAGCUCCAGCUGCUCCGCAGAGACCUGGCUUUGUCAGGGGAGGGCGACAGCUGGAAGGACGAGCUGCUGGAACUGGCUCGCUCCAAACAGGAACGCAGCAUGUCUGAACUCCGCUGCCUGCGACAGGUGUGUGAGAAUCAGCGGAACGACCUGCAGCUGCUGCAGUUAAACCUGGCAAGUGCCCGUGAAACCCUGAGGGAGAAAAGCAGUCAGGGGUUACUGAGCAGCAGCCAGGAGGAGUUAACGUGUAACUGUGUGGACAGCCGGUCGCCUCCAUCGAUCAGAGUGAAGAACCCAGGACCCGUUCAUGACUCCACCACGUCACCAGGAGCCGGUCUGCGGGCUCCUGGCGACAGCCUGGGAGUCUUCUCACCGCAGCUGACAGAUGGUGAGGAUCUCCUGUCCAGCUGUUUCCUGCAGCAGCUGCUGGAUGAAUCCAGGCACAGCAGCUUCAGACCCCACAGCUCAUCACACAGCAGUGGCCCGACUGUGAGCUGUGGGACCACUGAGCCCCUUUACUCCCAUAAGUGCCAGACACACCACCACCCAACCAGCCCGGCACACAAGGCCAGUGAAACUCCACCCAAAGCCUGCGUACGACUCGGUGCCAGCCAGCCACGUGGACGGCUCGACCCUGACUGAAGAACAGCUUCUCUUUUCAGAGGUUAACUUCAGUAUUUACCAAAGUGACACCACAAGAAACCAGGGUCAGAUUCAAACAUCAGUAUUAUCACAUCAGAUAGACUCAAUCUGAACCUGUAUGCUCACAGGCAGAGGCUCAACUGUCUCUCAGGGAGAAGAAGAAGUGAUAAAAAUAUGUCAGUACUUAACUGACAAAAUAUUUUUAAUCUUGUUUUAAUUUAGUGCUCGUGGAUCUCUGUAUAUUUUCUACAUGUGCAUCACUUCCUGUGAGAGCAGCAGAGAUUUACAUAAGUACUGUGUAUUUUUUUUAAAGGCUGUAUUGUGUGGAGCGGGUGAGACGUGAAACCAGUCCUACAGGGCCGUUGAGUGUUGUGUCCUUGUAUUGUCUUUCCAGUUUCACUGCCUGCAGAUUUGCCUGGUGACUCAGUGGAAGUGUCGAUAGCUGUUAAAAGUUUUUUUUUUUCACUUUGUAAGUUUCUACUUUUGAUAAAAUAUUUAUAAGCAGACUUCACGUCCGUGGAAUUUUACUGAUUGACAGUUUUUAAUAAACGCUUCACUGAU